CCAUUGUUCUCGACUUCUUCUUCGUCAGGCUAAUCUAAUUUUUAACUGGUCGUCGCCUCGUCGGUCAUAAAGUUUGGAUUUAUAAACAGAGUCAGCCAAGACGUUGUUGAAAGUAAAUCCACUUUGUUAUGGGCUUUGAGGACUCUCCGUGUCAAGAAGCUCCACCUUCUUCACGUUCACCAGCUGAUUUCCAUGACCCCUUCAUGUAUACCUCCUCCUAUGUUCAAUUCUCCUUUUUCUAUUAUCAUUUCGUGCCAAGAAACUUUGCAACUGGGCUUGAACAAAGUGAGAUCCAUGCAAUCCAGGAGUCGGAACAAGCAAGUAUAAGUGAGAGCCUUCUCAAGUACCAUGAUAUCUGCAUAGAUGAAGGAGUUAUUGAACAAGAUGUGGAUAUGUCAUAUCUUUCAGCAAAUAAUGUGGGGGAAUGGAUUGUGGAACUUAUCUGUCAAAACAAUAUCAAAAAGCUUAUCCUGGGAGCAACUGCUGAUUCCCAUUACUCCGAGGGCAUGACUCAUAUCACAUCUACAAUAGCUGAGUAUGUGAUUCGACACGCACCUGAUUGCUGUAAAAUAUGGCUUGUAUGUAAUGGCAACAACAUCCAAACGAGGGAGGGACGGUUUGAACUUGCGGGUUCAUCAUACUCCUACUCUGAAUCCUCAAGCAGCCUUCAUAGCCUUGAUUCUGCUCUGAUACCAUAUGAGGCAGCAGGAAGAGCUGAACGUGUCAGUGAGCCACAUCCCCUAUCGUCAUCUGAAGAACGAUCAGCUAGUGGGGUUGAGACGAUGUACUACGAGGAGCAGAGACGGAUAUUAGAAAUUGAGGAACUAAAGAGAGAAAAGGAGCAACGCGAUAAGAUGAGGUGUGAAAGGGAGGAAACUCUCUCAAGUUCCUUUGGUGUCACUCAGAAACUGUACAGUGAAGAAGUAAUUCGCAGGAGAGAAGCGGAGGUGGAACUAAACAGAGCGAAAGCAGAAAUUGAAGAUAUGAAAAGGGUCCAAAAGGAACACGAAGAACAGCAUUAUACUGAUUGUCGUCUGUUAGAAUUGAUCCAGAAAGAGCGAGACGAAGCUAUAAAAACAUGUGAAGAGCUUUUGAUACAUCUAAACCUGGAUAAGGCCGUCUCAUCAUCACAUUCACCAUCAUCCCCGUUGCAGUGGUCUCUUUCCGACGAGCCUCCCCAAUGUUUCCUAUGUCCCAUUUCAAAGGAGAUUAUGCAUAAUCCUCAUGUUGCAGCCGAUGGUCACACCUAUGAAGCAGAGGAAUUCAAAAGGUGGCUCCGUCACGGAGGUGAAAAAUCACCGAUGACAAACCUUCUGCUCGAGAAUGACAAUCUCACCCCGAAUCUUGUUCUUCGUUCAGCCAUUAGAGACUGGGUGCAACGGCACCCAUAUUUCUAUGAUUCGUCUUAGGAUACAUAUGAUGCUGAUUGUGUUGUGUGAUUCAUUGAAUGUGUUAUGAAAAAUUUAAUAAAAAUUCCUUUAUUCACAGGGGAAAAA
Camelina sativa (false flax) is the source of this 1496-nucleotide messenger RNA. NCBI's taxonomy places the organism in Eukaryota, Viridiplantae, Streptophyta, Magnoliopsida, Brassicales, Brassicaceae. The record is from RefSeq and is a predicted model, not a curated record.